This is a messenger RNA of Diabrotica balteata, 366 nucleotides long. The record is from the annotation of a GenBank genome assembly. Lineage: Eukaryota; Metazoa; Arthropoda; Insecta; Coleoptera; Chrysomelidae.
AUGGCACUGAAUACAAAUAAAACAAAAAUCAUGGUGGUAAGCAAGAACAAGAUUGAGGAAGACAGUAUUUAUGCUAAAGGAAAACUUUUAGGCAGUGUGCACAGAUAUCAGUUCUUAGGUUGCGAACUAAAUGAAGAAUGGGAUAGAAGGACAGAAAUAAAACAGCGUAUUGAGAUAGCUUGAAGUGCUUUUAAUAACAUGAAAGCAAUAUUAUGCAAUGGAAAACUCAACAUUGAAUUUAGAACUAGAGUAAUGAGAUCCUACGUGUUCUCUGUCCUGUUGUAUGGAGUUGAGGCCUGGACAAUUACAGAGGCGACAGAGAAAGGACUCAUUAACUUUAAAAUGUGGUGUUAUCGAAGAAUGUGA